Ornithorhynchus anatinus (platypus) is the source of this 3482-nucleotide messenger RNA. It is a transcript of the gene SELENOO, whose product is annotated as selenoprotein O. Gene Ontology annotation, molecular function: peroxidase activity; heme binding. Gene Ontology annotation, biological process: response to oxidative stress. The transcript has 11 exons. NCBI's taxonomy places the organism in Eukaryota, Metazoa, Chordata, Mammalia, Monotremata, Ornithorhynchidae. The record is from RefSeq and is a predicted model, not a curated record.
AUGGCUUCCGCCAGGGGCUGGGGGCUGCUGUGGAUGCAGGGUGAAGAAACCGGACGCCCCCGGGCCCGUAGCAGCCGACACCACAUCCUCUGCCCUUUUCCCGGCCAGUGGAGAGCGGUCAGCUCGUCCACCGCCCCGCCCCUGUCGGCCCAGCGCUCCCCACCCGCUCCCGCCGUCCCCUCGGUGCCGCCCUUGCCCAGGACCGGGGAAUCGAGCGUCAUCGCGUUUUCCCCUCACCACCACCCGCGCAACAGGAACCCCACCCCGAGACCUGAAGGGGGAGGGGCCUGCGCGCUGACGUCACCACAGCCCACCCUGACGCGGCCGAGUGGGCGGGGCCCGCUCCCGCCUUUCUACGUCACCGCAGUGGGCGGGGCCUGCUGGGCGGGGCCGACACGCGCGCGUCCCGCCGACGUCACCGCGGCCCACCCGGCCGCUCCAGAGCGGGCGGGGCCCUCGCGCGCCACGACCUACGUCACCGCCGACCCCCCCUCCGGCCCCGCCCCCUCGACGUCGGGCCGAGUCGGCGCAGGCGCAGUCGGUGGUGCCGCCGCCGCCGAGGCCGAGGCCGAGGCCGAAGGCGCAGCCGAGGCGAAUGGCGGCCCCGGCGCUCGGCUGUCCGCGCCGCCUGCCCCACCUGCCGCGCCUCCUCCUCCGCCGCCGCCCUCCGGGCUCCAGCCCGGGCCCGGUGGCGGGGCCGGGGCCGGGGCCGGGGCCGGGCUGGGCGGGGGCGUCGCUGGAGCCUCCGGCCGAGGAGUCGCCGCCGGCCGCCCCCGCCCCGCCCCCGACUGGCUGGCGGCGCUGCGCUUCGACAACCUGGCCCUGCGCGAGCUGCCGGUGGAGGAGCCCGCCGAGGCCCCCAACGCCGGCCCGGUCCCCGGCGGGGCCGCCGCCGCCCCGGUGCCCGACCCCGCGCCCCGGCCCGUGCCCGGCGCCUGCUUCAGCCGCGUGCGCCCCACCCCGCUGCGCGGGCCCCGCCUCGUGGCGCUGUCGGAGCCCGCGCUGGCGCUGCUGGGGCUGGCGCCCGGGGCGGGGGCCGGGGAGGCCGAGCCCCCGGCCGAGGCGGAGGCCGAGGCGGAGGCCGGCGGGGAGGCGGAGGCCCGGCGGGCCCGCGAGGCCGAGGUGGCGCUCUACUUCAGCGGCAACGCGCUGCCCCCCGGCGCCGACCCCGCCGCGCACUGCUACUGCGGACACCAGUUCGGCAGCUUCGCCGGCCAGCUGGGGGACGGCGCCGCCAUGUACCUGGGCGAGGUCCGCGGCCCCGGCGGCCGCCGCUGGGAGCUGCAGCUCAAGGGCGCGGGGCCCACCCCCUUCUCCAGACACGCCGACGGACGCAAGGUCCUGCGCUCCAGUAUCCGGGAGUUCCUGUGCAGCGAGGCCAUGUUCCACCUGGGCAUCCCCACCACCCGGGCCGGGACCUGCGUCACCUCGGAGUCCGCCGUCAUCCGCGACGUCCACUACGACGGAAACCCCAAGUACGAGAAGUGCGCCGUGGUGCUGCGCAUCGCCUCCACUUUCUUAAGGUUUGGCUCCUUUGAGAUUUUCAAGCCCAGGGACGAGCACACGGGGCGGCAGGGCCCCAGCGUGGGCCGGAACGACAUCCGCAUCCGCAUGCUGGACUACGUGAUCGGCACCUUCUACCCCGAGAUCGAAGAAGCCAACGCGGACGACACCGUGCGGAGGAACGCCGCCUUCUUCCGCGAGGUGACGCGGCGGACGGCGAGGACGGUGGCGGAAUGGCAGUGCGUCGGCUUCUGCCACGGGGUGCUCAACACCGACAACAUGAGCAUCGUGGGGCUCACCAUCGACUACGGGCCUUUCGGCUUCAUGGACAGGUACGACCCCGACCACGUCUGCAACGGGUCGGACGAGGUGGGCCGCUACGCGUACAGCCGGCAGCCCGCGGUCUGCAAAUGGAACCUGCGGAAGCUGGCCGAGGCCCUGGCCCCGGAGCUGCCCCUGGAGCUGGGCAUGGCCAUCGUGGACGAGGAGUUCGAGGCCCAGUUCGAUCGGCACUACCUGUACAAGAUGAGGAAGAAGCUGGGACUUAUUCACCUGGAACUGGAGGAGGACGCCAAACUGGUCUCGGACCUCCUGGAAACCAUGCGUCUGACGGGAGCUGACUUCACCAACGCCUUCCGUCUGCUGAGCUCCUUCUCCGUCACCGCCGACCCCGGCGAGGAGGGGGACCUCCUGGACAGGAUCGGGGAGCAGUGCGCUUCCCUGGAGGAAAUGAAGGUCGCCUUCAAACCCCAGAUGGACCCCAGGCAGUUGUCCAUGAUGCUGAUGCUGGAGCAGUCAAACCCGCAGCUGUUCACGCUGAUCGGCACCCGCUCCAGCCUGGACAAGGAGCUGGAGCGCGUGGAGCAGCAGUCCAGACUGCAGACGAUAACGCCGGCCGAGCUGCUGGAGGGGAGCAAGGCCCUCUGGGAGCAGUGGCUGGAGAAGUACCGGGCCCGGCUCCAGAAGGAAGUGGAGAGCGUGGGCGGCGCGGAGAGCUGGGCCGAACAGCGGGUGAAGACCAUGAACUCCAACAACCCCAAGUUCAUCCUGAGGAACUACAUCGCGCAGAACGCUAUCGAGGACGCCGAGAACGGAGACUUCAGAGAGGUGAGGAAGGUGGCGAAGCUGCUGGAGCAUCCCUACCGGGAGGAAGAGGGCCCGGACGACGGGGAGGGCACCGCCGACCGCUCCGUCCGCGGCCUGGCGUACGGCGGUAAGCCCCCGCACUGGGCGGCCCAGCUGUGCGUGACGUGAUCCUCGUAACCGCCUUGCACCGGUCGCCGCUGGGGCCCCGCCCCUGCCCCAGCGGAGAUGACAGCGCAAGGCCUUCCCCCCGACGCCGUGCUGUUGAGUCUACCGAACGGACUGUUUGGAUGCCCCUCGUCUGGGCCCGGGCCCGGCGGCGGGGCCGAUCCCGGCCCCCCCCCCGCGCCCCCGGCGCUCGCCCGGGCCCAGGCGGGACCCCGGCCUCCAAGCACCCGUUUUUUUAUGAAGACAAAAACCUCAAGUCAGGCCGCUGAUCCGUUUUUGUCCGACGGCGAGUCAACAGUGCCGCUUCGGCCCUGCCAGCGCCGCCCCCCGCCCCCCCCCGCCGCCACAGCUGGCAGCGCCCGCUUUCCGCUUAGUGAAGUGCUUUGCCCAGCUGGUCCGGUGUCGCCUCGCCCGUGAGCGCGGCCGUAGGAAGGGGAGGCGCGGGGCGGCGGCCGGAGCGCGGGGCGGCCGGAGACCUCGGCUCUCGGUCGCCCCGCCGCCCCGCCACCGCCCCGGCCCCCCGUCCGCGGCCGCCUCCCGGCCCGGCUCCCAGCUGCGACGGUGGCGCAGGGGACGGGUUCCCGUCUCGGGCCGACCCUCCUGCCCCUGCCCCCCGACCCCCCGCACCCCUUCCCCCCGACCCCAAGCCGGACUCCAGCCUUGGAGAGGGCUCGUCGAAGCUGCUGAGUGACUUAUUCCUUUACUAUAAAGGCAAACUCCGAUGCCGA